UUAAGAUAAGAAAAUCAGAUAGGAUGGCCAUUCCGGGCUUUUGAAAUGGCUACGUGUCAUAAAUCCGCAUGGUUGUGCGAUCCGUUCCCUGUUUUCCAAUGAUCCGAUCUGAAUUCCUGCUGCUCGCUCGCUCUCUCGCUCUCGCGCGCUCUGAUCAGUAAAAAAUAUCUCCUACAGUCGGGACUGACGCUCACCGUCUACCUCCACCUUUACGCACAAUGUCUAGGCGGACGUCCCCGGUUUCGAUUUUUUCCAGCUCGGGGUCCUUUUAAUCUCGCGGAUAUGGAUUGACUUUGAUUUGGCUGUGCAGCCUGUUGAAGUUUUAAACCGCGUUUCUCCGGCCGAUCGCGUCUUCCCUUUCGGCGAGCUUCAUGUUUCCAGCGGCAACUUUCGGAAGUGACUCGUUCCGGAUGCGUUUGCGCUACUAAACCGACCCGAGCGCUCGAUCAGGCGGAUUUUAAACACGGAUCGCGUCCGAGGCUUUUGGUACUUCUUUGACUUGUGAUUAAAGUGAUGGCGGAGCGGCUGCUCGUCGCGGUUUUCUGCCUCACGAUCACGCUUUCACACGCUGAGAAAGGGUCAGCAGUGAGAAACUUCAGCCCGUUCUGGUUCUCCACUGAGCCGUCGGACACGCUAGCCGUGCGGGGAGCGCCGGCGCUACUCAACUGCUCGGUCCACGGCGAGACCCCUGCCAAGAUCGAGUGGAGGAAAGAUGGCUCUUUUCUCAACCUGGCGUCGGAUGAGCGCAGGCAGAUCUUGGCUGAUGGCUCUCUCCUCAUAACCUCCGUGGUUCAUUCCAAACACAAUAAACCCGACGAGGGGGUUUACCAGUGUGUGGCCACUAUAGACACCCUGGGCACCAUCAUUAGCCAUACAGCCAGACUCAGUGUAGCGGGAAUACCGCGGUAUCUCAGCCAGCCUGAAGCGGCAUUGGUUCGGGUGGGUGACAAUCAGGUGCUGAGCUGUGAGGUAAAUCCAGACCUGGUGUCUUUCAUCCAGUGGGAGAGAAACAAAGAGCUGGUCCAGCUGGAUGAGAGAGUCUUCGUCCUGUCGAACGGAGCUCUCGUCAUCAGUAAUGCCACAGAGACGGAUGCAGGAUUAUAUCGCUGUGUCAUAGAAAACGCUGGGCCCAUCAAGACCAGCGAGGAGGCCGAAAUACAGAUACUGCCUGAAACGGGGGAGGAGAGGAGUUUGGAGUUCCUCCACGAACCUCAGAUCGUUUCUAAAAGCAUAGGCGAGACCGUGCUGUUCCCUUGUGUGGUGAUGGGAUAUCCCACAGCCUCCGUCCGCUGGAUGCAUAAAGACCAGCUCAUUGAGGAGAGGAAGAGCCGCUUUGAGCUGCUUGGUGGGGGAAGUCUGCAGAUCUUCAAUUUGACAAAGGAAGAUGCUGGCAUAUACACUUGCCAGGCGGACAACGUCAAUGCAUCCAUUGAAGCCCAGGCUGAGCUCACAGUGAAAGCUCCCCCACAUUUCCUGAAGAAACCCACCAACAUGUAUGCUCACGAAGCCACGGACGUCGUGUUUGAAUGCGAGGUCAGCGGCUCGCCCGCUCCCACCAUCAAAUGGGUGAAGAAUGGAGAUGCCGUCAUUCCCAGUGACUAUUUCAAGAUCAUCAAGGAGCAGAACCUGCAGGUGUUGGGACUGGUCAGAUCAGAUGAAGGUUUCUAUCAGUGUUUAGCUGAGAAUGAUGUAGGAAACGUGCAGUCUGGUGCUCAGCUCAUCAUUUUGGAUCCAGAUGUGUCCAUCCCCACAUCCCCUCCCACCUCACUGACCCGUUCCACUACUGACCAUCUAAUGCCAGGCUCCGGAAGCAGUGCUGGUCCCACUCCCUCCGCCCCCCGCGAUGUCGUGGCCUCCCUGGUCUCCACCCGCUUCAUCAAGCUGACCUGGCGCCUUCCGGCCGAGCCACAUGGAGAUGAUGUCACCUACUCUGUUUACUACGGCUUGGAGGGCACUAACAGGGAGAGGACCGUCAACACGAGUCGUCCGGGUGAAAUGCAGGUCACCAUUCAGAACCUCAUGCCAGGGACCAAGUACAGCUUCAGGGUGGUGGCCCACAACACGAAUGGACCUGGAGAGAGCUCGGCACCUCUGAGGGUCGACACCCAACCUGAGGUCCAGGUGCCAGGACCUGCUCCCAACCUGCAGGCAGUGGUGACGUCCCCCUCUACAGUGAGCCUCAGCUGGGACGUGCCUCUCACGGGCAACGGCGAAAUCCAAAACUACAAACUUUACUACAUGGAGAAGGGCGUGGGCAUUGAACAGGAUGUGGAGGUGAACGCGUUAUCCUACACCAUGACUGGACUAAAGAAGUUCAUAGAGUACAGUUUUAGAGUCGUGGCUUAUAACAAACAUGGCCCUGGAGUUUCUACUGAGGAUGUGUCAGUACGGACCUACUCUGAUGUCCCCAGUGCCCCUCCACAGAACCUGAGCGUGGAGGUGCUCAACUCUAAGAGCAUCAUGGUCCGAUGGAACCCGCCUGCAGCAGAUGCUCAGAACGGCGACAUUAUCGGCUAUAAGAUCCGUUACAGGAAAGGAGGGAGAAAGAGCGAAGCGGCGGAGAUAACUUCAGGAUCACAGCUGUCUCAGCUUAUAGAGGGGCUGCAGCGGGGAACAGAAUACAUGGUGCGAGUGUCGGCCAUUACAGUGAAUGGCACAGGUCUGGCCACGGAAUGGAUGACCUCUGAGACCUUUGAGAGCGAUCUUGACGAGACAAAAGUGCCAGAUAUGCCCAGCUCCCUCCAUGUGCGGCCGCUUGUCAACAGUAUUGUAGUGAGCUGGACCCCACCAGAGAAUCAGGACAUCGUGGUGAGGGGUUACAUUAUCGGCUAUGGGAUCGGCAGCCCUCACGCACAGACCAUUAAAGUGGACUACAAACAGAGAUACUACACCAUCGAGAACUUAAAUCCAAGCUCACACUAUGUGAUCACACUGAAGGCCUUCAACAACGUGGGGGAGGGCAUUCCUGUGUAUGAGAGCGCCAUCACACGACCCCAAUCAGACCCCAUAGACCCUGAUGUUGAUUUGUACGAACUUUUCCAUGCUCCAUACACUCCAGUACCAGAACCUUUACCCAUGCUGCCUCCCGUGGGCGUUCAGGCGUCCGUCCUGAGCCACGAUACCAUCAAAGUCACCUGGGCGGACAACUCGCUGCCCAAGAACCAGAAGAUCACAGAUGCGCGCUACUACACGGUGCGCUGGAAGACCAACAUACCUGCUAACACAAAGUUUAAGGUGGCUAACACCACCACCCUGAGCCACACAGUCACGGGUCUGAAGCCCAACACCUUAUAUGAGUUCUCAGUUAUGGUGACUAAGGGCAGACGAACCAGCACCUGGAGUAUGACUGCUCAUGGAACUACUUUUGAAACAAUUCCAAGUUCUGCACCUAAAGAUGUGACUGUAGUAAGCAAAGAAGGACGACCGCGAACCAUCAUAGUCAACUGGCAGCCGCCUUCAGAAGCCAACGGCAAGAUCACAGGUUACAUUAUUUACUACAGCACUGAUGUAAAUGCAGAGGUUCACGAUUGGGUCAUCGAGCCGGUUGUUGGUAACAGACUGACUCACCAGAUUCAGGAGCUCACCCUUGAUACCACCUACUAUUUCAAGAUCCAGGCUCGUAACUCUAAGGGAAUGGGUCCCAUGUCUGAAGCUGCACAGUUCCGCACUCCAAAAGCCGAAUCCUCUGACAAAAUGGCUAAUGACCAAGCUCCUGGGAUAGUGAAACCAAGACCUCUCACACCAGACCAAGGCUUUGGAUCAGGAGGAAAACCAGAUAUGUCUGGCACCGGUGAUAAUCACAUACUGGUUAUUGUCAUCAUCGUGUCUGUGGGGGCGUUCACCAUCAUUUUGGUGGUGGUUGGAGCUUUUUUGUGUACACGUCGCUCCUCCACACAGCAGAAAAAGAAACGUGCGGCCUGCAAGUCUGCAAAUGGAUCCCACAAAUACAAGAGCAAUUCCAAAGAUCUGAAGCCACCGGACCUCUGGAUUCACCACGAGCGCCUGGAGCUCAAAGCUGUUGAUAAAUCACCCGAACCCAACCCCGUCAUGACCGACACGCCAAUCCCCCGAACUUCUCAAGACAUCACCCCAGUGGACACCGCAAUGGAUCCCAUGCUCCAGAGACGCAACUCCUACCGCGGCCAUGAAUCAGAGGACAGCAUGUCUACCCUGGCGGGCCGUCGGGGAAUAAGACCUAAAAUGAUGAUGCCCUUUGAUGCACAGCCCCCUCAGCCUGUGAUUAGCGCUCACCCCAUCCAUUCCCUCGAUAACCAUCACCAUCAUUAUCACUUGGGCAGCCUGGCCUCGCCGACACGCAGCUAUCUACAUCACCAGAGCAGCCCGCGGUCCAUCGCCACCCCCAUCUCUCAUCUAGACAGGGCCGAUUCCACAGAAUCGGUACGGAACACGCCCAACGCCGACCUGCAUCCCCCGUCGGGCCAGCCCUCCUGCGCCACUGAUCUCUCAGAGACAGACAUCAGCUACCACAGCUCGGCUGCAGAGGACGAUCCCAUGUUUACAGCUCCCACCGCUCACGUUCGGCCCACACACGCCCUCAAGAGCUUCGCAGUGCCUGCCAUACCAGUUCACUCCAUGUACGACUCUUCAGCACUGCCCAGCACUCCACUGCUGUCUCAGACAGGGCCACACUCCGUUAAGACGGCCUCUAUCGGGACGCUGGGAAGAACGAGGACUCCCAUGCCUGUCAUAGUUCCAAGCGCUCCAGACGUGUCAGACAGCAGCAGACAUUAUGAGGAUUCUGGGAGCGUGAGUACAUCUAACUAUGAGACGGACGAGUUAACAGAGGAAAUGGCCCAUCUGGAGGGUUUAAUGAAGGACCUGAACGCCAUCACGACGGCCUGAACGUGAACCUCACCUGUCACAGUGAGGACGUGCAGCACAGAGGAGUUCUCAGUCAUUCGCUUAAAGGAGAGAGGAAGAACUUUGCUUUCUCUCGGGAAGGAAAAAACACAUCAUGAGGGACAGUGGACAUUUUGAGAAAGGACAACUAGUUCCUUCAUCAGAGGACAGAAAAGUUCAACCAUUCUAAAGCUUUUCCUUUUGUUUCAACGGAGACAGUUUGAAAAGACAUUUUAUUAUCCUGUGAAAAAAAGGAAAACGACGAUAUGCUGGUGUAAGUGUUGGUGCUCCUAAGGCACAAUUUACAGUGUUUAUUUGUGUCUUUUCUUUGUAUGUUUUUGUAUCUAUAUAUAUAUUGCCCCCGUUCCAGUGAGGUGAACGUUGGACUUGUCCUGUUUAUUUUCUCAUUUUGUAUUAAGCAUUUUGAUUGACGUCUCUUCCUCUUUUGUAUGACAUAUAAUGUGCCAUGUCUUAUUUUCUUAAACAUGUUUUGUAUUGUUUUAUAUGCAUAUACACUCAUCAGUUUGUAUAUAUAUGUUAAUAACUGACAUAUUUUGUCGCCAUGGCGAUUUUUCUUGACCCCAUGACAGCUUCUGUUCAGUCAAAGGCUGCUUUUUUUGGGGUUUGAAUGGAUUUUUGCCUUCGGUAAUGUCAUUUCUCCUUGUACAUUAUGCAUUUUUUACAUGGGAGUUCCCUUCAGAAAUUGCCUUAUUAAAUUCAUGGUAUGACAAAAUCAACUGUUUUACUCGAACUGUUUUCAGAACGCGUAUCACAAAACACUGUGAUAUUUAUUCUGUAAUGCUGAACCAUCAGCUGUCACUUUGUACAUUGGUACGAACAGGAGACCUCCAUCGCUCAUGCUGUCAGAGCCGGACUUCAAACGAUUGUUUGGUGCUGAAACUCAGAACUUCAGGUUGUACACAUUUAUAAAUGAUAAAAGUUUGGGACAGUGGAAAGUGCUUUGCAUGAUCUUUCACGACUUGCAUUAGUCUGAAUUCCAGAUGAGACACAAACUCAUUUAUUGAAUGAAUGACAUUCACUGUGAGAUUUUACUUUGUUUUAUAGACAAGAUAACAUUCUUGGCAUGUAACUCAUCAUGUAGAACUCCCACUUCUCAGCUUUUAUUUCCUGUUAUGUUACUUGUAUUUGUUAUAUGAAGAAUUUCAGUGUGAAAGGCAAAACCCCAACUGUUCCUCUCCUGCUGGAUAUGGUUUUGAUCUGUCCGUUUACCCAAAGAAAAUAUGUAACAGCAAUCAUUGGUUUUAAGAAAUUCACGUCACAUUUAACAUUUUAUUGAAUGUCAUUCUGACUGCAAGACAUUUUGGGUAACUAUAGGAACAUGGUUAAAAGCUUGGUAAAAACAGUACCUGUUUGGGCUAACCUGUUAAGUUGUUGACAGUCAAACCUUUAUUGCACUUUUUCAACAAUUUCAAGAAAAGAUAAAGAAAAAAAAACAUUUUUACAUAUCUUGUGUUUUGAAUAUAAAGCUCUAUUUGUGUAAUUUAGUGUCAUAGUUUAGCCUAGGCAGCUGGUCUCAUGUUUAUUUGCCGCUGGAAUAAUAUUUGAGUGGCAGGUUUUAUGGUGUUGCUUAUGCAGAAUUCUGUUGUUGCUUAUUUCUGUACAAAUAUCUUCUCGCUGUCUCUAGAAAUACUCUGUGGCUUUUUAAAAAAUAUUCUGAAAAACAUUACAUUUGUUGCCUCUUAUUUACAAGCUUUUACAUUUUUACCUAUUUUCCAGGAUUUUCACACUCAAGGCAUUUAGAAUAGUAAACGCUUCUAAUAAUCCAGAGUUUUAAAAUUGUAAAGGAAUUGCAAUAAUAUGCAAUUACAUGAUGGGAAUUGUGCUCAUUAAUUGCUAUGCAUAACUUGAAUUAUAUAUACAGAAUUGUUUUUUGUUGAUGCAUGCCAUUUGCAUUUUCAUACCAGAUUGCAGGUUUACCAUUACCAUUUAGAAACUUUUUUU
Messenger RNA from Triplophysa rosa, 6822 nucleotides. It is a transcript of the gene neo1a, whose product is annotated as neogenin 1a. The record is from RefSeq and is a predicted model, not a curated record. Gene Ontology annotation, molecular function: protein binding. The coding region runs from base 514 to 4863 and encodes 1449 amino acids. The transcript has 29 exons. Lineage: Eukaryota; Metazoa; Chordata; Actinopteri; Cypriniformes; Nemacheilidae. Gene Ontology annotation, biological process: cell-cell adhesion. Gene Ontology annotation, cellular component: membrane.